AUGUAUACCCUGGAGGAAGUGCAACAACACAAUAAGCCAGACGAUGUCUGGAUUAUUGUUCACAACAAAAUCUACGAUGUCACCACAUACCUUGAAGACCACCCUGGUGGCAGUGCCAUCUUGAUCCAGGUCGCUGGCACAGAUGCUACUGAAGCAUUCGAAGAGAUUGGUCACUCUGAUGAGGCCCGCGAGGAGUUGGCCCAAUAUCUUGUUGGUGACUUGCCCACUGAGGAACAUGCCGAGUCCAUCGAAAUCUACCGUCCAAACUUUGAACAAGUCGCACAAACCGCUGUCAUUGAGGUCAAGAAGCCUGCGUCCAGUCUUGCCCGCUCUGUGGCCUUCUCUCUGGUCAAACUCGGUCUGACUGGUGCAUUGGGAGGAGUGGCUUUCACUGGUUAUACCAACGGAUGGGGACAAUUCGCACCUAUCUUCAAGAAGCUGUCGGAGAAUGCUUCGGCCCUUCUGUUCAAACGCCCCAACUCCUCUGGCCAGUUCUGGUCCGGCUUUGGUAUCGCCACUGUCGCCCAGUUUACCCUGACCUGCGGAUUGGCCGUGUGGGUUUCGCACAAGCUUGAUGUUCAAGAAGAUUUCACCCACCACGUGCCUCACCGCACCUCUCGCGGUGACAGGCUCAUCUUCCGCAAGAAGAUGGCAUCCACCACUGCUAAGAAGGUCCCCACCAAGGCCAUCGCCCAGCCCCCUCUCGACCCGCGCCAGUUCCGAAGCUUCCCUCUCACCCACAAGGAAGUCGUCUCCCCCAAUGUCUACCGCUUCAUUUUCGGCCUGCCCAACUCAAAUGAUAUUCUCGGUCUCCCCACCGGCCAGCACAUUGCCCUGCGCGCCACUAUCAACGGAAAGAGCGUGUCUCGUUCCUACACCCCCGUCUCUAACAACACCGACCUGGGCCGCAUCGAGCUGCUGGUUAAGGUCUACCCCCAGGGUCAAAUGACCAAGCACCUCGAGCAAAUGCAAAUCGGCGACACUAUCGAGAUCCGUGGCCCCAAGGGCGCCAUGCAAUACACCACAUCUUAUGCGAACCACAUCGGCAUGAUCGCUGGUGGUACCGGUAUCACCCCCAUGUACCAGCUCAUCCGUGCUAUCUGUGAUGACAAGUCCGAUACCACUAAGAUGAGCUUGCUGUACGCUAAUAAUACCGAGGAGGAUAUCUUGCUGCGCAAGGAGCUCGAUACCUUUGCCCGUGAAAACCCCGACAAGUUCUCUGUCCAGUACGUGCUUUCACAGGCUGGCGAGGACUGGACUGGUCACCGCGGCUUUAUCUCUCAGGAUCUGAUCCAGACUUACUUGCCGGCUGCCGAUGCUGACAAUAAGGCGCUGCUGUGCGGCCCCCCGCCUAUGAUUAACGCCAUGAAGAAGACUCUUUCUGUGCUGGGCUGGAAGGAUCCCAGCGCUGUUUCCAAGUCCACUGAUCAGGUCUUCCUGUUCUAA
This is a messenger RNA of Penicillium paradoxum, 1446 nucleotides long. Its product is annotated as Cytochrome b5. The record is from RefSeq and is a predicted model, not a curated record. The transcript is spliced from 2 exons. Gene Ontology annotation, cellular component: endoplasmic reticulum. Bases 1 to 1446 code for a protein of 481 amino acids. NCBI's taxonomy places the organism in Eukaryota, Fungi, Ascomycota, Eurotiomycetes, Eurotiales, Aspergillaceae. Gene Ontology annotation, molecular function: oxidoreductase activity; heme binding.